Molecule: messenger RNA, 1065 nt
Organism: Lizanozyma spartinae
Lineage: Eukaryota; Fungi; Ascomycota; Pichiomycetes; Serinales; Debaryomycetaceae
Gene: GCD7
Product: translation initiation factor eIF2B subunit beta
Exons: 1
Coding region: 1-1065 (354 amino acids)
Biological process (GO): translational initiation
Cellular component (GO): eukaryotic translation initiation factor 2B complex
Molecular function (GO): translation initiation factor activity; guanyl-nucleotide exchange factor activity
Source: RefSeq, a predicted model, not a curated record
AUGACCGGAGUGAUAUCCCCAGAAGUACAUGUAUUACUUGGACCCGAGGUUGACCGACUCAAACGAGGUCAGCUAACCGACCCCAAGGAAAUGGCAUUGGCUAUUGCUCAUCUUCUUAUGAGAGUCAUCCUGACCCGAUGGAUUAAUCCUAAGGAUUUAAUCGCCGUGAUACGUGCCGUUGGAGUCGAGCUUGAAAAGGCACAGCCCAAGAAUGUUAUACCCGGAAAUAUUGUUCGUCGAGUUUUAGCAUUAAUCCGAGAUGAGAUUGAACCAGAUACGGCUGAUACGAUGAUGAGUCUGAUGUUUAACUUAUUGAGUACUGAAUCCAUCAAACAAGAAACCAAUGAAAAGGUUAUUGGGCUGAAAAGGUUAGCCAGUGAUUUAAGACUGAUAAUCAUCCAAGGUAUAAGGGAUUUAGUGGAUGAAAUCACCAAUGUUCAUGAAGGUAUGGAGAUUAUGGCUGCUGAUUUAAUUCAUGAUAAUGAAGUCUUAUUAACUCCCACAGCUACUGAUACAGUGCUUCAAUUUUUAAUCAAAGCAAGAACUAAAAGAAAGUUUUCAGUCUUGGUAACUGAGAAUUAUCCUAAUAAUAUUCAUAAUGUUCAUAAGUUUGUUAAAGAAUUAGCUGGUAAUAACAUAGAAACUACAUUGAUACCCGACCAUUCGGUUUAUGCGGUCAUGUCCAGAGUUGGGAAAGUAAUUAUGAAUGCUAAUGCUGUCUUUGCUAAUGGUGGAUGCAUAUCUGAUUCUGGAGUUGCCAAUGUUGCUGAAUGUGCCAAAGAGUUUAGAACCCCAGUGUUGGCAAUCUCCGGGUUAUACAAAUUAUCUCCAAGAUAUCCAUUCAAUAGUAACAGCAUGAUCCAAGUAGGGAACUCAGGGAAAGUCUUGGAUUAUUCCAAUUCAAAAUUAUUGGAUAAUGUUCAAGUUGUGACAAACCCAUUGACCGACUACAUCCCUCCAGAGAACAUUGACAUUUUAAUGACAAACAUUGGUGGAUUUGCACCAUCAUUUAUCUACAGAAUUGUGUUGGAUAACUAUAAGACCGAGGAUAACCAUUUGGAAUAG